This is a messenger RNA of Episyrphus balteatus (marmalade hoverfly), 5765 nucleotides long. It is a transcript of the gene Set8, whose product is annotated as histone-lysine N-methyltransferase PR-Set7. The transcript is spliced from 6 exons. Lineage: Eukaryota; Metazoa; Arthropoda; Insecta; Diptera; Syrphidae. The record is from RefSeq and is a predicted model, not a curated record. Bases 1070 to 2974 code for a protein of 634 amino acids. Gene Ontology annotation, molecular function: histone H4K20 methyltransferase activity; protein binding.
GAUGGAGUUUCAUAGUUGACAAAAAAAUUUGUUGAACGUCGAUAUCGUUAAAAUAGAUGAAUAGAUGGAAUAUAGUAUAUAGAUUGUAAUAAUAAACAUAAAACUCAACAAUAGUGUUAAAUUAAGUUGGCAUAAAGUAAUAUUUUGUGUCUUACAUAGAUUUCCAGAAACCAACCCCGGCGCUUCAAUCAGGAAACGAAGAUUGUUUUGCGGGCUAUAUUAAUUCCACUGCAAAAAAAAAAAUUGCCGAAUUUAUUUUAGACGUCGCAGAUCUGAGUUUGUCUACCUAACUUCAUUGUUCAUAUUUUGUUCAGCACAGCCAUCAGACCAUUUGCAUCCAAAAGAUAAAGAUUCCUUUAUAUAUAUUCAAUAAUGUGAUGUGUAAACAUUUUUUAUCAGAACAUCCUAUUAGUAAAUAAAAAGUAGAGCAAAAGUUGUGAAACAAAAACAUUGAUUUCGAUUAGAAGAGUCAUUUCUGAAAAUUCAGUGAUAGUGAUACUAUUUUUUGUUUCAAGGUAAAAAGUGUAGUGUCCAAUAAAAUAAAAAAGAAAACAGUUUAAAAAAAAAACAAAAAGGGAAGCAAAAACAAAUUUAUAGCUGUGUCGCUUUUUUACAGCGGACAAGUAGUUCAGCUCUAUCAUCAUACAAUGAGAAUAAAAGAGAUCGCUACUAAACAUUGCGAUGAAGAAAUAAAUGAAUUUUCUUGCAUUUGAGCAUUUGGUUCUUCUUGCACAGUGGAAGUUGGAAGGAACCUUUUAUAUGUACGAGUUGCUAAAGCAGUCAAGAAAUAAAACAUUCGGCUGCUCUUCGAAUCCAAACCUAUAACACCAUUCCACCAACCAAGAAAAAAAGUGAUUGCUGGCUGCUGUUUGAGGAAAAUCCAAGAAAAAAUUUAGAAUAAAAUAAAUUUAGUGACAAAAAAUUAUUAUUAAAAUGAAAACGGAAUCGUUUAGUUGAGAGGAGUUGUGCCAUCCUGUACGACGAAAUAAAAAUCAAAUCGCCGUACAGCCGCUUUUUGUUUUCAUUUUUUUUUUCAAUUUGAAGAACAAUAAAGAACAAAAUAAAGAAAAUGGUUCGCGGACGCCGAGGACGUCCCACAACAAAAAUUGAAGCUGCUCUGCUUGCAAAUGGUGUCCAAGUAACCAGCCUUAUUGACGAUCCACACUGUGCAAGUCCUAAGCGAAAAGACUGCAAAAUUGAUACUUCCAUAGAGAAAAACCUGAAAGCCGUCGUUUCUUCAAUGAAACAUGCUCCAGUUGCUGCUAUAUCGCCGCGUUGUUUUUCGCGAGAAAAACGUACAGCAGCCGCUGCCGCUACAGUCUAUAUGCGUGAAUGCCUCGAGGCUGGCAACCACUCAAAGAACAGAUCACAAAAUCACAUUAAAAACUACUUUAAAUCUAACUCCAAAGGUGAACUUUAUGACAUUCCUAAUAACACCGAGGGCGCUGUCAUUCAGCAUAAUUCACAACAAGAUGACCAUCAACUAAUAGCGGCUCUUUCUUUUGACCUAUCCGAAGAGGACACAUGCAACGAAAUUUUUGGCAAGUACGAUGUACAAAAGCCGCAGACACCUCCACCACAGGUUAACAGUUACCAUCAUCGCUUGCGCUCUUCGCCAAUAAACGGUUCUCAGAAUAUUUUUCUGCAGGAACCAGUGUUAAGUUUAAACGUCGACAAAUCGCCAAAUCAGGCGUCAUCAAUAAAAAUUAAAAAAACAUUGGAAGUAGAGCCGGUGUUCUCUUCACCUCCAAUGACAGCAGCCUCAAUGGCGAAUUCCAACUACCCAACCUGCCUGAAUGGCCAGUUCAAUAAAAUUGUAUCCUUAAACACUUCACCAAAACGUGAAAAUUCUCUCGAAUCAACCGCAUCUACGUUUGCCUCUUCGAAUAGCAGUAGUUCAAACAGUAAUUGUUAUCUUUUAAACAUAGAUAGCAGCUCCUGCGACAGUGGAGUUGUGUUUAUUGAUAACAAAACAGAAAUAAGCCCUAGUCGUCGGCGGAAGCCUGCUACACCACAUCGUAUUGUUUGCCCAUCCCCUAUUAAGAGCUGCUGCGUCAGCCGAUCUGGAGUGGCAGUGUUGCCAAAUACUGGUGUUUCACCUUCUAAGAAGACAUUAAUAAGCGCAACAACAUCUUCUCUACCGCCAUACCAACAUAGUGCACAGAGGCGUCAUCCUAAAUCUAGAAGAAGACUGAAUCAACAAGAGCAUGAGAAUAAGUGCGUACUACCUUCGGGUCAACCACCUAUGAAUGAGGACUCCUCAGCAGUUGACGCUGUGCAGUCACAACUUGAAUACAAUUCUCACAACAAAUCAAUCCUAAACUCAGCUAAAAAUCCUACUGCCGAACAAAAUACAAAUAACAACAAUUAUAAAAAAAAACAAAACGUUGCACUCACAAGCAAUUCUAAAAUCAAGCUGCAGGCGGCAAAUGCAAACCCCGUAGGAAAUCGCGAAUUAACAGAGUUCUUCCCGGUACGGCGAAGUGUUCGAAAAACAAAGACCGCUGUCAAAGAGGAGAUGAUGAAAAGCUUAGAAAAGGCCAUAUUAGAAGAACGUGCUGACGGCCUUAAGAUCGAAAAUUUUGAAGGCAAAGGAAGGGGUAUCUGCGCCGAUAGGCCUUUCCAGAGAGGCGAAUUUGUUGUGGAGUAUAUUGGUGACUUGAUUGACAUGACCGAGGCAAAUGUACGUGAAAGAAAAUACGCUUUAGACGAAAACGCUGGUUGUUAUAUGUAUUACUUUAAGCAUAAAAAUCAACAGUAUUGCAUUGAUGCAACAGCUGAAUCGGGCAAACUCGGUCGUCUUGUUAACCAUUCACGGAAUGGCAACCUUAUAACAAAAGUUGUUGUCGUUAAAAAUCGACCACAUCUUGUACUUAUUGCCAAGGAUGACAUUGAACCCGGUGAAGAAUUAACCUACGAUUAUGGAGAUCGGUCAAAAGAGGCACUUCUACAUCAUCCAUGGUUGGCUUUUUAGUUGGGUCAAUAGUAUGUUAAACUGACAAAACACACAUAAAUAUUUAAUAUAGCUUAAGUUUUUUUUUUUAAAUAAGCAAAGCUUAAAUUGUUUUGAUUUUUUGUUUUUUUUUUUAAGAAUCGCUUUGAGAUAUUAAAUCAUUAUACACAUUCACACUAAAACUAACAUAAAAAUCGAUUCAGUAGCUUUUUUAUUAGUUUGUAGUUAGAUUAAAAAUACAUACAUAAUACAUAUUAACCAUUUUUGACAUCGCACAUUAAAUACUUACACCUAUAUAAAAUGAGCGUAGUUCAAAAUAUUUUAUCGGAAGUAGACGAGAUUAUGUUGAAAGAUAUCGCGAGAGAAUAUCAUACUCUUUAAGAAAAAAAUCUGAGCGGUUUCUUUAAAUAGCUACUGAUGAAUUUCGAACGUCACCUUAAGGGAAUUUUGUUGCAAGAAUCUUUUUGAAUAAGAUAUAUUCAUGAAAAUGGUAAAGUUUUGCCUGUUAUUUCGUUAAAUAUAUGACGUGGGAAGUCUUGUACCAUAUCUGCAAUUGAACUUCUUAAAAUAAGAGAUGACGAAAGAAGAUUCUCUCUUGGCUGCCGGAUUAGAAGUAAUAUUUUACUUUUUUCAAAUGUAAAUAUUAUUAAUAUAAAACUAAAAAAAUAUUUAUUGAGUAGCGACAUACAUAAUUAUUGUUUAAAGUAAUAAUUAUAAAAGUGCUUAAAUUAUCACGAAAGUCUUAACAUGCUUUUGGAAUUUGGAAACUAAAUAAAAUAUCUCUGUAUCACGACACAAAUGGCUAGGGUAAUUUAAAUAUCUCAGUUCAUAUUUUUGAAUAAAAUUCGAAAAUAACUCAUCAUAUUGUCCCAGUAAGGUGCUAAUACUUACCUUAAAUUUUUGUCAUCAGAAAUUAAUUUAAAAAAAACCGUAUGCGAAUAAAAUCUCUUUCGUAAAAAAGAUUUUUUCGAUGAUAUACAUAUGUGUAUAUCACAUAUGUGUUUGUACAUUUAACGGACGAGAGCUCUUCCUUAUCUGACUAUAUCUAUAUAUAUUUCACCGGAGUAGUACUGCAGUACUUUACAAACCCCUGCAUCCUUCUGCAUAAAGUACAUCUGUGGUGUUUGAUUUGAGGUCCAUAAAUGUUAUUAAAAUAUCGUAAAACUGCGUUUUUAAAGUAUUGAACUAUGAAAUUACAGCCACCAAUGAACUUACGUCCAGUUUUCGUUGUUUAAAAUAGCGAACAUAAAGGCCCUAAAAAUUCUUCCAAUAGUUUUAAUCAAAUCAAUUUCCAAAUAUAUUUUGGAACAGGACCCCAAAAAAUAUUGUAUGGUUUGUCCUUUCGUUUAUCUGAGCAACUUAUUCACUAUCGGAUUUAUGGGAGCUUGAGUGCAAUCUGCGUAGUAGGCUUUUAGAAGUAAAAAAACAACACAAGUGUUUUCGGUUGUUUAAGCUUUUUUUUGUAUUUAUUUUGUAUUUGGGAAACAGUGAAUGACAAAAUUUUAAUAUGAAUUGCAGUUGGCUUUGAGGAAAAAUUUGUAACUCGGGAUUCCGUUGAAAGGGAUCUUGCGUUAUUACUACUGUUCUAGAUUUAGUUUUCCUUGCAAAUAUUUUAGAUGAGGAAAAGGUGAUACAUGGUGGGGCCUUGCACUAUAAGUACGUCUUUUAUGAUUAUCACUGAUCAGAAAUCACAAUAGCCGAUUCCACCCCAGAAUGAACAUAAUCCCGACGAUUCCAAAUGCAAAUUUAAUAGGUGACAAUAAUCUCUUAUCUCACUUUGCAGUACAUUUUCUUGAGAUCUACAUCACUUUCUUGAGAUAAUGUAUAUAAUGUACUGAAAAGUGAGAUAGAGCUUAAACUCAUUCUUUUUGCAUAUGAGCCAAUGUGUGGAAAAUAAACACACUAGCGAGAUUCUAAAUCAAAAUAAGACUUUUGUGAUAAAAGCUGUAAUUUUAUAACUUAAAUUAAAAAAAAAUAUCACAAUUAAUAAAAAAUGAAGGGUCUAGGGAAAAACCAGCACAAGUCCAUUCCAACUCAUUCCGAGAAAAACGCAAUUUAAAAUUAUUUUCUCCAACUCAGUACAACUGGCACAUCAUUUAUUUAUUUCUUUAGCAAGGCUUAAAUUUGUUUUCUAAAAGUAAGAUCAAAUAGUACUCAGUAAAUACUACAAGACGUCAUUAGUUUAUUUUUGAAAAAAAGGUGGAUAUGUGCCGUUUUUCCUCUGGGCCCUUCAAAUGUUUUUAAUUUUGUUUUAUUAUUCAACAUACAUACGAAUAGAUUAAAGAUAUUUCAUUUAAAUUUUUUUAUUGAAUUAAUUUAAAUGUGAGAUCCCCACCAAUUUAACAUUUAUAUAAAUAAUAAUAAUUUUUCUUUUAAUUUAUUCUAGUUAAUCUAAAUUGUAAGAUUUUCAUUGUUCACACAUAUACUGUCCUUUCUUAUUAUUUCAAAAUUAUCUCACAUAUUUUUGUUUAAGUAAACACUGAUUCAAAUUAAGCACACUAUAUAAAACAUUUUGUUAAUUUAUAUGAGAUAAUAUAAAGAAUCGUUAAUAUUUAAGUGAAAAAUCAACAUGUUAUAAUCAAAGCACUGCUUGAUAAUAUCAGAUAUUAGUUUUACGUAUAAACAAGGAAAUAUAAUAUGUGGAUAUAUUACAUACAUACCUUGUUAUAAUUUUAUUUAAAGUGUUAGACAAAAAUGGUAUAGAAAAAUGAUAAUAUUAAACAGACGAGAUAUGUUAAUUACAUUUUUUUUGCAACAAAACCAAAUUUGGCUUGGAUAUUAUUAACAAAUAAAGACAGUUUAAACAAAUUAA